Molecule: messenger RNA, 1969 nt
Organism: Babesia bovis T2Bo
Lineage: Eukaryota; Apicomplexa; Aconoidasida; Piroplasmida; Babesiidae
Product: Thioredoxin-like family protein
Exons: 1
Coding region: 103-1884 (593 amino acids)
Source: RefSeq, a predicted model, not a curated record
UUUUAGCCUUCUUCGUAUACACACCCUUGCGAUGGUAUAUAGGCUAGUUUAUAAACCUAUACUUAUUUUAGACACGGUUGUAUAUAGAGCGUUGUCGACAACAUGCUGUUGAUGUUGAGAACCGUCUUAAUCGCUGUUCUUACAGCUGCUUUAUCGCACACACCUGGUGGGUUGGUAGAAGGGCGGUUGGAGAAACGUCCCAAUUGUCCUAACCGCCUAUUGGGGCCUAUGAAACUUGCGGGACCUAGACUACACAGUGCCUUCUUUUCCCGUGAUCCUCAAAUGCUGGUUGGACAUGCCAAAUUACCGGAAACUUCUGAGCAGAAUCUGCCUACUCGGGUAUUAUUCGCUCCCUUGGAGAACUCCAACGUUCGGAAGGCUGUGGCCGUUGCCGGUACCACUGCAUUGGCUUCAGCGCUAUGUUACGCUUACAUAAAACGUCUCUUAUGGCACCACCUAUAUGGAAAAUACAUUAGAAAGGACGCGCCUGGCAUUUCAAGUGUAUUAGGUCAUGUUCUAUAUACUAAAGAUGAUCACCAUCGUGUGGGCAGUAGGUCACGAACUGUAUUUGACAUUAUACGUGCUUUAUUUUUGCCAUUAUUUGAGCGAUGUUCGUGGAUACGAGGUAUUUUAAAGCUCAAUAUACGCCGUAUACCUAUUGGCGAAGCCAUUGAAGAGGGUUCAGUUACAGCGCUUUAUUUCCACUCAAACAACGUUCAAAAGAUGCUUAAGGAGAAGGGUUAUAAGGAUUUCACAUCUAAUUUGAUGCGCAUACAGGAAUCUGUGCAGGCCAGUGGCCGUAAAUUCCAGGUAGUGUAUGUUAACGUGGAUCAAAAGCAGGUUGACGGUGUAGAUCACUUUAAGGACAUGCCUUGGUACGCUCUUCCCUUUGAUGACAAAUCACGUAUAUCGCAUUUAUGUCAGCUAUAUGACAUUACCGGCAUUCCUAGUGUGGUCUUAGUGAAUUCUGAUGGUUCAGUGAUCAAUGACCGAGCCUUAUAUCACAUGGCUCACCGACCGAAUGACUUCCCGUGGAAGAUCGAGAGUGCGUUGGACUUGCUUCCAGAUACCCUGAUAAAUGGUAAUAAUCAGAUGGUUCCAAAGUCUGCGUUAGAUGGCAAGAUAGUCGGUCUAUACUUUGGAGCUGGGUGGACUAAAUCUAGUAAGGACUUCAGUGAAAAACUACAGGAGUACCACAGGGCUGUUAACGAGAAGACAGACGGCCGAUUUGAGGUCAUCUAUGUUUCUAAUGACAAAACUGAGGACGACUUUGAGAAGGAACUCUACGACAGCAAUGGCAAUUGGUUGUCUAUUCCAUAUCAGGAUUCGGACUCUCGCAUGCUUCUUCAGCAGUUUUUGAAAGUUCCUUUGAUGCCUGCUCUGAUACUCCUUGAUCCGAGUGGAAAUGUCAUCACUCCUGAUGGGCGCUUCUAUGUUGAGGCUGACCGUGGAGCUAAUGCCUUGCCUUAUGAGUCUUAUUUGCAGCGAUCUGGACGACAGUUUGUUGAGGAUGUUUCCGUCAAUGUUGAUGCCUUUGCUCACCAGCCUGUGGUCAUUUUAUUUAUGGAUGACGUUUCUGGAGAGGACCAGAGUGAACUGUUAUUACAGCUUUCCAAGGCAGCCGAGGGUCAUGGAUCCACUCGUAAAGGCCGAGAGCUUAAGUUUUUCGUCUCACGUGUGAAGGAUAAACGCAAUGAUGCCGUUCGCACCAUUUGUGGUUGUGAGCGCAAUUCCAAGCCACAGGUAGUUAUCCUAGACUUGCUGACGCAGAAAGUCCACUACGACCCUAAGAUGAAUGCCAUUGACAAAGACUCCAUUUUGGCAAUGAUUGACCAAUUCUACGAAGGCAAGCUAAAGACGCGCGGUAUUACUAUGCCGACAUAAACUAAUGACUAUUUCAGAAAAACGUAGUUAACAAUGCUGCACUAUCGUGAUUCGAGUGGUAAAGAACGCAUCCUGAGUUGGUAGA